Messenger RNA from Penicillium canariense, 3852 nucleotides. RefSeq names its product 5-oxoprolinase. Lineage: Eukaryota; Fungi; Ascomycota; Eurotiomycetes; Eurotiales; Aspergillaceae. Gene Ontology annotation, biological process: glutathione metabolic process. The record is from RefSeq and is a predicted model, not a curated record. Bases 1 to 3852 code for a protein of 1283 amino acids. Gene Ontology annotation, cellular component: cytosol. Gene Ontology annotation, molecular function: 5-oxoprolinase (ATP-hydrolyzing) activity. The transcript has 2 exons.
AUGGCCGACUCCGGGAAGAUCACCAUCUCCAUCGACCGCGGGGGUACUUUCACCGACGUUCACGCCAUUGUGCCUGGCCGUUCGGAUAUCAUCUUGAAGCUCCUAUCAGUCGACCCUUCUCACUAUCAGGAUGCACCCACAGAAGGCAUUCGUCAAAUUUUGGAGCUCGCCACAGGCGAGCCACACCCCCGUGGCCAACCAUUGAAGCUCGACCGCAUUGGCUGCCUCCGAAUGGGCACGACUGUUGCCACCAAUGCAUUACUUGAGCGCAAGGGUGCUCGAUCAGUACUAUUAACCACCAAAGGAUUCCGGGAUCUGCUCAAAAUCGGCGACCAGUCCCGCCCGGCCAUCUUUGACCUGUCCAUGGCCCGACCGGGAGUGCUGCCAGAGGGCGUUGUUGAAGUCAACGAGCGAGUGGUUCCAUGCCAUCCUUCUGCUGACAAGGACUGCUUCUCUGGAGCCCGCCUUGUGGAGGGGGUUACUGGCGAGAAGUUCCGCGUAGUGCAGGAGUUGGACCUUGCCCAGGUGCAGACAGAGCUCCAGCGCCUCAAGGAGCAAGGCUACCAGUCCCUCUCCGUGGCUCUAGUACAUUCGUUUGCCUAUCCCGAUCACGAACGCAAGAUUGGAGAGCUUGCGGAGCAGAUGGGCUUUUCUGUUACAUUAUCUUCCAAACUGCAGCCCAUGAUCAAGAUUGUGCCCCGCGGCAUGUCCGCCGCAGCCGAUGCAUACCUGACCCCUGUCAUUAAGACUUAUAUCGACUCCAUUUCGGCCAGUUUUGAAGGUGGGUUGGAAAGCCAGCAAGCCUGUCGGUUUGAAUUUAUGCAAUCAGACGGUGGACUAGUCGACUUCCGCAAAUUCAGUGGCCUGAAGGCAAUCCUAUCCGGACCUGCUGCUGGAGUGGUGGGUUUUGCGGCAACGAGCUGGGAUUCCGCCGAGAAAAUCCCCGUUAUUGGCUUCGACAUGGGUGGCACAUCCACUGAUGUCUCUCGGUUCGAUGGUCACUUGGAACACGUCUUCGGAUCCAAAGUCGCUGGUGUUCUGAUCCAAUCUCCCCAGCUUGAUAUCAACACGGUCGCUGCCGGCGGUGGCUCUAUUCUCACAUGGCGCAAUGGCCUCUUCUACGUUGGACCCGAAUCAGCCAGUGCCCACCCUGGGCCAGCGUGCUACCGGAAAGGUGGCCCUUUGACUGUGACGGAUGCCAAUCUGUUUCUGGGUCGACUACUGCCCGAGUACUUCCCGCACAUCUUCGGUCCCAACGAGGACCAGCCGCUGGACACCGAGACUACAGCACAGAUGUUCCACGAGCUGACCCAAAAGAUCAAUGUGGAGCGCCGCCACCAUUUCCAGCCAGAAUAUACCGCAGAGGAAGUUGCCCUGGGGUUCCUCAAGGUCGCAGACGAGUCUAUGGCUCGGCCAAUUCGUAAUCUCACAGAAGCUCGAGGCUUCGAGACCGCAUCUCACCACUUGGCCUGCUUUGGAGGCGCUGGUGGCCAGCAUGCGUGCUCAGUUGCGGCCUCUCUAGGCAUCUCGCGCAUUAUCAUUCACAAAUAUUCCUCGGUUUUAUCCGCAUAUGGGUUGGCCCUGGCGGAAGUUGUCAAAGAGUCACAGGAGCCGGUGUCUGCAGACUAUCUUUCCUCUCAUUCGGACCUCCUUCAACGAUUUGAUGAUAUGGCCGCGGCUGCAACAACAGAGAUGCAAGAACAGGGAUUCCCAUCUAGCCAAGUGCGGCAUGAGCAGUACCUGAACAUGCGGUACGAAGGUUCAGACACAAGUUUAAUGGUCUUACGGCCAGAAGGAUCGUCUGACUUCCUAGCUGAAUUCCGAGAGCGCCACCGCCGCGAAUUCAAUUUCAACUCCGAACGAGCCGUUCUUGUUGAUGACAUUCGUGUGCGCACUAUCGCUUCUUCCAAAGUCCGCACGGAGCGCAGCCCUCUCUUCCAGCUCAAGGAAGCCAGUAUGCACGAUGUGACGACGAAGCCAGCCAACUCGACCCCUGCUUAUUUCGAUGGAUUCUCCAAGCGUAUCGACACCCCCGUGUAUCUGCUUGAUCAAUUGAAGAAGUACAGUCGCAUCAUCGGACCCGCCGUCAUCAUUGACCAGACACAAACGAUCGUUGUUGCCCCUGAUGCAGUUGCAAACCUGCUGGAAACCUGCAUUGUCAUCGACCUCCAGGACAAGCCGACCGUCUCUACAUCGGAGACCCAAAUCACUUCGGAGAUUGACCCCAUUCGUCUCAGUAUCUUUGGUCACCGGUUCAUGUCCAUUGCUGAGCAGAUGGGACGAACUCUCCAAAAGACCUCCGUGUCCACUAACAUCAAAGAGCGAUUGGAUUUCUCUUGCGCUCUAUUUUCUCCUGAUGGAGGGCUUGUGGCAAAUGCCCCACACGUCCCGGUGCACUUGGGAUCGAUGCAGUUCGCUGUGCGCUACCAGCAUCAGAAGUGGCUGGGUAAUUUGAAGGAUGGAGACGUGCUGGUGGCUAAUCACCCUAGCUGUGGCGGCACCCAUUUGCCUGAUAUCACGGUUAUUACUCCCGUCUUUGAUCGGCCUGGUGGUACUGAGAUCAUGUUCUACGUCGCAUCGCGUGGGCAUCAUGCCGAUAUUGGCGGCAUCCUGCCUGGUUCCAUGCCUCCCAAGUCAACCGAGUUGUGGCAAGAGGGUGCUGCCAUCGAAGGCGACAAGAUCGUCAGCAACGGAGUUUUUGAUGAAGCGCGCCUGAUCGAAUUGCUAGUUACCAAACCCUCUCAACAUCCUGGUUGUUCUGGUGCACGCUGCAUCAGUGACAAUUUGUCUGAUCUCAAGGCACAGAUUGCCGCCAACACUCGAGGCAUCAGCUUGAUCCAGGCCCUCUUCGCCGAGUAUGGAGUUGAAACAGUUCAAAAGUAUAUGUACGCCAUCCAGGCUACUGCUGAGACGGCUGUCCGAAAUCUCCUUAAGGGGCUGUACCAGAAAUUUGGUGGCCAGCCCCUGAAAGCGGUGGAUUACAUGGACGACGGUACACCCAUUUGCCUCAAGGUCACCAUUGAUGGCUCCAAUGGAUCCGCUAUCUUCGAUUUUGAGGGCACCGGCCCCGAAGUGUAUGGCAGCUGGAAUGCCCCCAUCGCCAUUACCCACUCGGCCAUCAUCUAUUGCCUGCGGUGCAUGAUCAACGCCGAUGUUCCUUUGAACCAGGGCUGCCUGGCCCCUAUUGAUAUCCAGGUCCCUUCACCCAGCAUCCUGUCACCAACUAAAACGGCAGCCGUUGUGGGAGGCAAUGUAGUCACCUCGCAGCGCAUCACCGAUGUUGUCUUCAAAGCUUUCCGGGCCUGUGCUGCAUCCCAGGGUUGCUGCAAUAAUUUGACCUUUGGCACCAACCCCAAGCUUGAUCCUAGUACAGGAGAAGUGAUCACUCCAGGAUUCGGAUACUACGAGACUAUUGCAGGUGGCAGCGGUGCUGGCCCCUCCUGGCGGGGUGAGUCUGGUGUUCAGGUCCAUAUGACCAACACCCGCAUCACGGACCCCGAAAUUCUCGAGAAACGCUAUCCGACCCUGCUCCGCCAGUUCACGCUGCGGGACGGAUCUGGUGGUCGAGGCAAAAACCCCGGUGGAGAGGGCGUAGUGCGUGAUAUCGAAUUCCUCGCUCCAAUGCAGUGCUCUAUUCUGUCCGAGCGGCGUGUACACCGGCCUUACGGAUUGGAAGGCGGCGAAGAUGCACAACCGGGUCUGAACCAGUGGAUCACAAAGGACACUGAGACUGGCGAAGAGCGACGGAUCAAUAUUGGCGGCAAGAAUACUGUCUCGGUGAAGACACAUGACCGCGUGGUUAUCAUGACCGCCGGCGGUGGUGGAUGGGGUGCAGUCGAGGCGGCCGUGUGA